CCCCUCCCCCCCUCGCCACCACUCCCUCCGCCUCAGGCCUUUGGGUGUGGGGUGUUUGAGUUGUGCCGAGUCCGAAAGAAAUCCGCUUCUCCGGGUUUUACUGGCAGCCUGAGGAAGAGUAAGGAAAGUGCUGAGAGGACUCAGCUACAGGCUCUUGGCUUCAGAGUGGUUUCUUCAGCAACUUUUCUAAACCCUUCUGUGAGACAAGCUGGUUCUUCUGGGACUAAAGAACUGCCUGUAGCCAUAUGCUUCUCUACAAAUGUGCUUGGUCUUUUCUACACACAACCAGUGGUGCUAGCAGACAGGCUCUGCAGGCCUUAGUCAGCAUGAUACACUGGAAAGAAUAUGAAAUUCUGGGAUUGGAAGAACCUCAAGGGCAUGAGUCCCAGACUGUACUACCAGCUGUGUGACCUUGGAGAAGUCAAUUCUUCCAUCUGAGGCUUGUUUUUCUUGCCUGUCAAAUGAAAAAUAAAAGACAUCAACCUUUCAAGUUAAUUCUUGGUACAUCCUGUUCCUCUUUCUUGAAGAUCUCGUUCCCCUGCUUACCAGCUAACUCCUGCUCAUCCUCCCAGCCUCAGUUCUAGAAAUCACUUUCACUUUCCCAAGGACAAAUUCCAUGGAUGAUUUCCAGGAGACUGAUCUGCCAAUUUGGACUCCACUCAUCCUUUUAAAGGAGCCACCAUACUACAGCAACGCCUCACUUACAGAUUCAGAAAUCAGCCCUCAACUACCACAAUACUUGUGAAAGGCUCAUGAGACAUAUGGGAGGAAGAGAAUGUUUCAAUUCAGCUCAAGAGUCCUCAGGACCUAUGGCAUGCAGUUGUUCUUUGGUUCUGAGGAAUUUCCUCCUGAAGAUGGACCUGGGCAACACAGGCAUUAGAGGGUGACUCAGGAAGCACCUAAAGGAACCCCUCUCUGUUUCCCUGCUGUGCACUCUGAUCCUUUCUGGAGGCAGCAUGUCCAAUUUUACCUCAAGAAAAAUGUCUCCCACAGGAAAUGGUAUGAAGAGUACCAGUCAGGGGACCACACUGAGACAACAGGGUUUUCAUGAGGUGAACAAAAGAAGGACUUUCUUACAGGACAACAGCUGGAUAAAGAAACGUCCUGAAGAAGAAAAAGAUGAAAAUUAUGGUAGGGUGGUGCUCAACCGACACAACUCCCAUGAUGCCUUGGACAGGAAAGCAAAUGAGAGAGAUGAGCCAAAGGCUACGAUUAGUCGGUAUAGAUCUGAUGACACUUUAGACAGGAUCUCAGACAGAAAUGAUGCCACUAAAACAUAUAAGACCAAUACCUUGGACAACCGACUAACCAAUAGAAACACAUCCACAUUUAGAUCACCAGAAGCAGCAAAGACGCAACCUGGAAGUUUGUUCAGUGCAAACAGCACCAGCAUCCCAGCUCCUACUUCUGCUACAACUCCUGUAAAGAAAAAGAGACAGUCCUGGUUUCCACCACCUCCUCCUGGUUACAGUGCCAUCCCAAGCACGGGAGCAAACAGAAGGGAACCAACUGUUCACCCUCCAAUACCUCCAAAGCCCAGUUCUCCUGUUUCAUCUCCUAACCAGCUGAGACGGGAGAACAGGGAACCAACUGUUCACCCUCCAAUACCUCCAAAGCCCAGGUCUCCUGUUUCAUCUCCUAACCAGCUGAGACGGGAGAACAGGCAGAUUUGUCCAACUAAACCAGAUGUACAUACAGAAACCAACAGAUCCACUGAAAAAAGUAUAAGGACUCAGGAUCUCGAGAAUAUCGUUAAAGUGGCCACUUCACUUCAGAAAACUAACAAGGGUGAAGAAUUGGAUAACCUCAUAAAAAUGAAGAAAAGUUUGAAUAGAAAUCAAGGUCUUGAUGGUCUCUUCAGAGCAAAUCCUAGGGCAGAGCAAACAGAGAAAAGAGCCAAAAGCCUUGAAAAUCUCAUUUUUAUGAAUACUCGAACAGACAAAGAUGGCAAAGGAGGUGAAGACCUUGAUAAUCUUAUCAGAGCAAAUCCCAAAGGAAGUGAAAAUGCUACUCUAAAACAAGACCUCGAUGGAUUUAUUAAAGUGAAUCCUGAAACAAAUAAAAAUAUCAAGAGGGGCCAGAGCCUUGACAAUCUUAUUCAAGUGACUCCUGAAGGAAACAGAAGUAACACAGGUUCCAAAGACCUUGAUAACCUCAUCAAAGUGGUUCCACAAACAGGAAAAAGUGUGCAAGGGGGUCAAAGUCUUGACAGCCUCAUCCAAGUAGCUCCUGAAACAAACAGAACUAACCAAAGCAGGAAGGAAGGUCUAGAUGAACUUAUUAAUAUAAGCCCCAAAGCUGUCAAAAACAUGGCUGGAAAUCAAGAUCUUGAUAAGCUCAUCAGAGUGAAUCCUGAAACUCUCACCAGCAACCAGAGAAACCAGGAUCUGGAUAACCUCAUCAAAGUGAAACCUGCAGUGACCAGAAGCAGUCAGAGUGAAGGCUUGGACAAUCUCAUUAAAGUGAAAUCUUCAGCUCUCCAAGACACUGAGCGAGACCAAGACCUGAAAAAUGUAAUUGAAAUAAAUUCUAAUGUGCCUAAAAAUAAAAAUGAAAGGGUAGAUGGCCAAGUCGUUGGAUCCACUGAUGCUUUAAGUAACCAGCUUACUAGAACUCCUGCCCAUUCUUAUGAAGCCAGAAAGAAUCUCAGCUUCAAUGCUGAAACCAGGCAUGCAGGACCAAAGGAUACCUUUGUGUAUACAAGGACAUAUGUGGAGAACAGUAAAUCACUGAAGGAUGGAUAUCAGGAGAAUAUCUCUGGAAAAUACAUACAAACUGUUUAUUCGACUUCAGAUAGGUCUGUCAUUGAAAGAGAUAUGUGUACUUAUUGCCGGAAACCUUUGGGUACAGAAACUAAAAUGAUUUUAGAUGAAUUACAAAUUUGCUGCCAUUCCACUUGCUUCAAGUGUGAAAUAUGCAAACGGCCUUUGGAAAACCUGCAAGCAGGUGACAGUAUUUGGAUUUACAGACAGACAAUACACUGUGAACCUUGCUACUCUAAAGUUAUGGCAAAGUGGAUUCAAUAAUUCUGGCACAUGGAAAUCAAGAUAAAAGCAUUCAUUAGGAAAUUAAAAUUUUAUUUUAAGAAUAUGUAAUCUAGAAAAGCUUUUACACUGAAGAUUGACUCUUAUAUAGAAUUAACAAUUCUACUAUUGCAUAAGUAAUCUAAUUGCCUUAAAUAAGGUCAUAUACAUAAAGGAAACCAUCUGGUAUCUGGCUAGAUUUAGCUAUGAAAAAUUCAAGUGGUUCCAGUCACUAUUGUCAAAGGAAUUAUGCUUCUGAUGGCAGUGAGCUAUGUCAACCUUAUCUAGUUCCAUCUCUGUUCUUUAUAUGGGCUGUGCAUCGUAGUUGCCAUUAUAGACAAGUUUCCUUUUUUCUCAUCUUUGUUUCUGUAAGGAUUUGGAUUUACAGACAUUAUUGACACCCUGACAAACUGUCAAAAAAAAGAAAGAUAUGUUUCUUUUGUGUAUAAAAGAAAUGUUGAUGUUAUCUUUCAAUUUUCCACAGUUGUAAUUUUUAUUGAAUGUUUUAAAAACAAAAACAUGGAUUUAUGGGUAAUGGGUAAAAUCACAUGACUUGUGUAGUUUACGUAUUAAAAUUGCUAAAUUUUCUUUGCAUGCAUUUCAAAAUCCAAGUAUAUGCAUAAUCUCUGAGAAAUAAUGGUUGUGGAUUAUAAAGACAUAUGCUUUUGCUUGUUGCAUCAACUCAUAUUACAUAGCACUUUAUGGUCACAGACAGCUUAUAAAUAAAAAUAAAAUGAACUACCAGUUACAUAGAA
Molecule: messenger RNA, 3778 nt
Organism: Canis lupus familiaris (dog)
Lineage: Eukaryota; Metazoa; Chordata; Mammalia; Carnivora; Canidae
Gene: SCEL
Product: sciellin
Exons: 39
Coding region: 957-3026 (689 amino acids)
Biological process (GO): epidermis development
Cellular component (GO): cytoplasm
Source: RefSeq, a predicted model, not a curated record